AUGUCGCGCAGCAACGCUCCUAAUCCCUCGGGAUCCCGCAAGAUCUCCUUCAACGUCAGCGAGCAGUACGACAUCCAGGAUGUCGUCGGCGAGGGCGCCUACGGUGUCGUCUGCUCGGCGAUACACAAGCCUUCGGGCCAGAAGGUCGCCAUCAAGAAGAUCACCCCGUUCGACCACUCCAUGUUCUGUCUGCGGACCCUGCGUGAGAUGAAGCUUCUGAGGUACUUCAACCACGAGAACAUCAUCUCCAUCCUCGACAUUCAGAAGCCCCGCGGCUACGACACGUUCAAUGAGGUGUACCUCAUCCAGGAACUCAUGGAGACGGACAUGCACCGCGUCAUCCGCACCCAGGACCUCUCCGAUGACCACUGCCAGUACUUCAUCUACCAGACGCUGCGCGCCCUCAAGGCGAUGCACUCGGCCAACGUCCUCCACCGUGAUCUCAAGCCCUCGAACCUGCUCUCAACGCCAACUGCGACCUGA
Messenger RNA from Verticillium alfalfae VaMs.102, 483 nucleotides. RefSeq names its product mitogen-activated protein kinase. Gene Ontology annotation, biological process: intracellular signal transduction; protein phosphorylation. Bases 1 to 483 code for a protein of 160 amino acids. The record is from RefSeq and is a predicted model, not a curated record. The transcript is spliced from 3 exons. Gene Ontology annotation, cellular component: cytoplasm; nucleus. NCBI's taxonomy places the organism in Eukaryota, Fungi, Ascomycota, Sordariomycetes, Glomerellales, Plectosphaerellaceae. Gene Ontology annotation, molecular function: protein serine/threonine kinase activity; ATP binding.